Molecule: messenger RNA, 1152 nt
Organism: Entrophospora candida
Lineage: Eukaryota; Fungi; Glomeromycota; Glomeromycetes; Entrophosporales; Entrophosporaceae
Source: the annotation of a GenBank genome assembly
AUGAAAUCAACACCUGAAUUCAAUUUAACAAUAACUGGUCUUCCAAUAACAUUAUUUAAAAAUUCUGUUGGUGAGCACAAUAAGGUUCCCUUCCCACAAGGCAAUUAUAUUCAAGCCGUACGAACCUCAUGUCAUGAUCUUACAAAAAAAAAUGACAUAAAAGUAAAUGAAGAAGCGGUUAUAAACUUUAUUCAGAAGAUAGAUUCAAACCACUAUAAUAAAUUAUCCGAAAACAAUGGUUUAUUAAAUAUGCCUUUAAGAUUUGAUACUCUAGAACAAGAAUUGAAUAUAAUUGGUUUGUUUGGAUUAUUAAAUUUUGGAAGUGGAUAUCGUCAAGAAUUACACGAAGAAUGUGGACCUUUUGACACUAUAAGAUAUGGAAUCAUGUCCCUUCAUAUAACAUCACAAUCUUUGAGUUCGCAUGCAUUACGAUCCAUAAAACUUUCAGAAGUAUCUUCAUUGUUCCAAAUACCUUUACAAAUUGAUGUGCCACAUAAAACAAUUCAAGCUAUUACCAUAUCACAACCAUCAAAAUCUCGAGUUUUUGCAGAAAUCAUAACUUGGGUUCUGAAUGACACAGGGAAAAUACUAGAAGACAGUGGAUAUAAAGAUUUUGCUAUGUUUUUAAUCGAUGCAUCUAAACCAGAAAGAGGUGGAGAAAAACCCAAAGCUGCUAAAAUGGUAGAAAAGCUGGUCAAAGCUUUUCCAACGUUUAGAGACAUGGCAAUGAUCAAUGAUCAACCUGUAUAUGUUUUCAAAAAAGCACAAUUCCUUGCUUCAAGUCUCUACCAUCGAUUUCAAAAUAAUACCAAAACAUCUGAUUUUGAUUUUGAAGAUAUCAAUGAACUUACAAUUGAUGGCAAUAAUGUGGUUCCAGCAAUACUUUAUCAUGCUAAUAUAAUGAAUUUACCAUCUCAUUUCAAAAAAUUUUUUGAAGAAAAUAAUAAAGAGAAUCCUAAUAUACAAGAAAUAUAUUGUUUACGUGCAGCAGCUAUUGAUUCAUGUGAGAUCAUUUUAAGACAUGCUAGAUCAUUAGGUAGACAGGAAAUUAGUUUGAAGGGUUUAGAUAAGUAUAUUUGGCAAUUAGGCAAAAACGAUAAUAAUAAUAGACAAAUUGAGGGAUUUGUAAUUCAUAAUACAAUGUUUUUUUGA